GCCGGCAACCCGCCGCCUGCCCGCCCGCCGACCUCGGCACCAGGCCUUCACGGCCCCCUCCCGCCUCCCACUUCGGCCUCCCCACCGCCCCGCCAAAUGCAGGCCGCCGCCGUCCUCCCGGAGGAGAUCUGUUGGCUCAUGCAAGAUGCUGAGGAAUUCCUGGCGGAAGGUUUGCGGAAUGAGAACCUCAGUGCUGGUGCAAAGGACCACAGAGACCAUAUUCUACGUGGCUUUCAGCAAGUCAGAACUAGGUACAACUGGGAUUUUCAGCCCCCAGGGGGAGACCAAGCUGAAAAUUACCUUGGACAGGACAGCUCCGAUGAUAAUCACAGUGGAACUCAUGGCCCUUCUCUCACAUCAGAUUAUCAGGAUGAGGGGAAUAAAUUGAAUAUUACACUAAUUGAGGAAUUGCAAGAGAAGAAUGGCAUAGACAUAGCAGAACAAAAUGAAAAGGGGUCGGUCACAGGUGAAAUGAGUGAGACUGUUGUAAUGAUUUAA
Molecule: messenger RNA, 498 nt
Organism: Ceratotherium simum simum (southern white rhinoceros)
Lineage: Eukaryota; Metazoa; Chordata; Mammalia; Perissodactyla; Rhinocerotidae
Source: RefSeq, a predicted model, not a curated record